CCAACAAUAAACUAAAGAAUUAUGAUAAAUAUUUUAUUUUCGCGUGUUUGUAUACUUACCUGUGGUACCUUGUAUCCCGGUUAUAUUUCGUUUAAAACUGUGCGCGCCAAAAUUGUCGAGGACUAUGUAAAAUGGAUGAUGUAUUGGAUUGUGUUUGCCAUAUUUACGACAGCUGAAAGUUUUACGGACAUAUUUCUAACAUGGUUCCCUUUCUACUAUGAAUUUAAAGUGAUAUUAAUCCUAUGGCUUUUGCCCACUAUGGGUAAUGGUAGUUCGUUUCUAUAUAAAAGCUGUAUACAUCCGCUGCUGAAGAAACAUGAGACACGUGUUGAUCAUCAUUUGGAACAAGUAAGGGAAAAAGGACAGGAUUUGGUGUUGCACUAUAUGAGAGAAGCAGUCUUAUGUGUUGGCAGAGGUAUAAUGAGUGUGAUCAAUAAAAACUUUCCGAAUGGUGUUUUAGGUCUGUUGGCCAGCAACAAUCCUUAUGGUAAUAAUGCAGGCAGAUCUAUACAAGUUCCCAGUAAUAUUGUUAUUGAAGAGGAAGUAGUGCAACAUGUUGUUAAGAAGACUGGUCGUAAAAAUGCUACAAAAACUUCAGCACAAAAUUUAGAUGCUGACGAGCCACAUACAUCUCGUGGACGCACACGCAAGGCUCGUCAAUCUAAGCCGGAUAUUGAUUAUAAUUUAAAUGAAAGUAUGAGUUAGUUUUAAGAUUUUGUAUUUCUGUGUAGUUUUUAGAUUUUAUUUAAUGUUUUAUUUGUAUACCAUCUCUUUCAUAAAUGUAGUCCAUCUUACUUUUAUUUGUUUCUAAUUUAAAAUAAAUUGUAUUUUGAUUUUA
Messenger RNA from Calliphora vicina (urban bluebottle blowfly), 838 nucleotides. Its product is annotated as receptor expression-enhancing protein 1-like. Lineage: Eukaryota; Metazoa; Arthropoda; Insecta; Diptera; Calliphoridae. Gene Ontology annotation, molecular function: microtubule binding. Bases 22 to 705 code for a protein of 227 amino acids. The record is from RefSeq and is a predicted model, not a curated record. Gene Ontology annotation, cellular component: endoplasmic reticulum membrane; cytoplasmic microtubule. The transcript has a single exon.